This is a messenger RNA of Meloidogyne enterolobii, 783 nucleotides long. NCBI's taxonomy places the organism in Eukaryota, Metazoa, Nematoda, Chromadorea, Rhabditida, Meloidogynidae. The record is from the annotation of a GenBank genome assembly.
AUGUUUUUAAAAUACAACACCCAAUUGGGACCUCCAUUUCAUGUUAUUGUUGAUACAAAUUUUGUCAAUUUUAGCAUCAAAAAUCGGAUAGAUGUUAUGAAAGGAUUUAUGGAUUGUCUUUUUGCUAAAGUAAUUCCAUACAUUCCUGAUUGUGUUCUUGGUGAAUUGGAAAAGCAGGGACGUCGUUUCAAAUUGGCUUUGAAAAUUAUUAAAGAUCAGCGGUUCCAAAGACUUCAUUGUUCUCACAAAGGAAUUUAUGCGGACGAUUGUAUUGUUCAGAGAAUUACUCAGCACAAAUGUUAUAUCGUUGCUACUUGUGACAGAGAUUUACGAAUGCGUAUACGUAAAAUUCCAGGUGUUCCAAUUAUGUAUAUUCGAGAUCAUCGUUAUACUAUUGAAAGAAUGCCUGAUGCUUAUGGGGCACCAAAAUUGUAAAGAAAAAAAAAUUAAAAUUUUGAGUUUAUUUUUGUUAUUUUAUUUAAAAACGGAAUAAAAUAAAUGUUUAGAAUAUUCCCUUAUAAAUUUUUUGGAUUUCUAUCUUUUUGGAAGAUAAAAGUCUUUGUUUACAUAAACUUUGUCUUGCAAAAUUAUGUUCACAGGGAAAUUAAUCAAACAAAAUCUCAUAAUAUGCUUCAUCUUCUUUAUUCCCUCAAAUUCCUUUAUCCGACUUAAUCCAAUGAUAUCUUUUAACUUCCCCUUGAUCGAUCCAGAAUCCCUUUUAUCACUCUACUAUAUCAAGCCCGUCAAAUUCACUUUUACCCCAACACCUAAUCACAAUUCUUU